Messenger RNA from Pieris napi, 3756 nucleotides. RefSeq names its product polycomb protein Scm (gene Scm). NCBI's taxonomy places the organism in Eukaryota, Metazoa, Arthropoda, Insecta, Lepidoptera, Pieridae. Bases 203 to 2107 code for a protein of 634 amino acids. Gene Ontology annotation, cellular component: nucleus. The record is from RefSeq and is a predicted model, not a curated record. The transcript has 5 exons. Gene Ontology annotation, biological process: regulation of DNA-templated transcription. Gene Ontology annotation, molecular function: zinc ion binding; protein binding.
AAAUUAAAAAGUAAAAAAACAAAUAUGGACGUUGGAAUGGCGUCAUAAAUAGUUAAUGACGUUGUUUAUUAUUUUAUGCUGGGUAUUUUAAUUAACACUCGACUUAAAAUCUGCUUUGUGGUGUUUUGUAAAAUGUGACUACUGCGUGGUUAACUAGAAUGGACUGUUUUCGACUAUGUAUUAAUUUUGCGUAGUAAUCAAAAUGUCAAACAAUACUGUCGGCUCUUCGGGACAUGCUCCCGGCAAAAUACGUGGACCUGGAAGACCUCCAAAACGAACUUGUACUUGGUGUGGCGAAAGUAAAACACCACUAAAGUAUGUAUUGCCUACUGAAAAUAGUAAAAAGGAGUUUUGUUCAGAGACUUGUCUCUCUGAAUUCCGACAGGCUUACAGCAAAGGUGCCUGUCUACACUGCGACAAUGUUAUUCGCGGCAAUGCCCCUUCGAACAAAAACUUUUGCUCUACAUACUGUCUGAAUAAAUAUCAAAAGAAAAACGAGAAGAGAACUACGUCCCCUCAGUCUGGUAAUGGAGCUAAUGGUACUGAAAGUAAUUCAAACAAUAAUUCUACCACAUACUACGAUUUAUAUCAAUCUUUCGAUUGGACUGAAUAUAUGAAAGAAACAAGUAGUGUAGCUGCUCCUGAUGAAUGUUUUAAGCAGGCUCCUUUACCUCCUGUCAAUGAUUUCAAAGUGAAUAUGAAAUUAGAAGCAUUAGAUCCUCGUAAUUUGACAUCAACCUGUAUAGCUACUGUAGUGGGUGUGUUAGGGCCCAGGCUAAGAUUAAGGCUUGAUGGUAGUGACAACAAAAAUGACUUUUGGAGGCUUGUGGAUGCAGGAGAUAUUCAUACAAUUGGACAUUGUGAAAAAAAUGAUGGUAUGUUACAGCCUCCACUAGGAUUUCGCAUGAAUGCUAGUAGUUGGCCUAUGUUUUUGCUCAAAACUCUUAAUGGAGCUGACAUGGCUCCCUCAAAAGUGUUUCAGCCUGAACCACCCACACCAAAGACUAACUUAUUUGUUGUUGGUCAAAAAUUAGAGGCUGUUGAUAAAAAGAAUCCGCAGUUGAUUUGUUGUGCAACAGUGGGGGCAGUUAAAAAUGACCAGAUUCAUGUGACAUUUGAUGGAUGGAGAGGUGCAUUUGAUUACUGGUGUAGGUACGACUCCCGGGAUAUAUUCCCAGUAGGCUGGUGUGCCCGAGCUGGGCAUCCUUUACAGCCUCCAGGUCAAAAGAAUGCAACUACACCAACUAGAUUUAAGUUACGCCCAAGUGGUAUACCAAAUCCUGCUUUACCAGAAGGAGGCUCUACCGGUAAUAACAAUACUGGAACUACCAACUCUGGUACAUCUAGUCCUGUGCCCAACAUUUGUCUACACAUUCGUAGUAGUUGCCAAGGGGGAAGUCCCAAUUUACCCACCUCUGUCAAUGGAAUUGGUGCUUCAGGGGCGGCAGAAACUCUUGUCAAGGAGCUACUAAGUUCUCAUCCUGACCCACAGAAAUUAACCAGGGCUAUUCUCACAGCCUCGAGUAGCUAUUCUAAUAUUACUAAUGUACAGGUUUCAUCGGGAAGUAAGAACUAUUCUGUAAAAGUUCCGUCAGAUUUAAGUAGAGAUGAGUUGAAGAACUGGGUGAAGGCAGUGUGUGGAGGUGCCGGGUGGUGUGUGGGGUUGGUGGAAGUAGACACGGGAGAGGCAGCCGUGAGGCCUUGUACCCUCUGUGGGGAAUCUACUUCUAAUGUGGCACCUGUUAAGAGGACCAAAGCUCAGGAAGGCAGCAAAGUGAAUGGUGAAGGGCCAGGUGCGAAGUUAGCCCGGGUGUCCCCCGAGAGGCCGGAGCCAGCUUCAUCGACCACGGGUGCUCCGCCCCCUCCCCCCGCAGCCCUGGCGCCACCCGACUGGUCCGUGGAAGACGUCAUUGGGUUCAUCGCAGCGGCUGAUCAGGCGCUGGCCGCUCAUGCCGACUUAUUUAGGAAACAUGAAAUUGACGGCAAGGCCCUUCUGCUCCUGAAUUCGGAUAUGAUGAUGAAGUACAUGGGGCUGAAACUCGGUCCCGCUCUCAAGAUAUGCAACCUCGUCUCAAAGGUUCGCAACCGACGACAUUUCAACGCCUAGUUGGUCGUUUUGGUCAUUUUUAAGUUAUUUUGCCACUUUAACACAAAACAUACAUUUUUCAAUCUUACUUUCGGUCACUUCGUGUGGUUAAACGCAGUCUGAGGUAUUAAUCAAAUAAGCUAAAGUAAUUUCGCGGUUAAAAUUCCGCAGUUAAACCUUAGCGGAUUUGCCAGAUUGGAAAAUACCUGGCAUCGACUUAAUGUUUACAAAUGUAAUUUUUUUUUCACAUGAAUAUUUAAUUAAGUUACAGCAAACUAUUUGUUGUCAAAUCUCAAGCCUGUAUUACGGAACUAGACUUAAGUUUGGUUAACGUUUGGAAAGCUGAAGGAGAAGAUUGUCAGUUUAAUAUAUUAAUUUAAUACAAGCCACAAUUAAUGAUAUAUUAUCUUUUUGGAAAUAAAUAACAAAAAAUUAAAUAAUUUUUUAGUUAGUAAAUCCAUUGUAUAUUUGAUUUGCAUAAUCGUUAAACUAUUAGUUAUCAAAUCUGUUAAAUGAUAUAGUAUCUUUGCUCCUCUCAACAGGAACUACUAAAAUUCUACCCAUAAAUUCCAAUUAGUCUAUUCUAUUCAAGCCCUAAGCUCUAAUAUUUCUUGAUUAUUUAUUAUUAAACUAAGAAUAUUUAGUUGUUAUUAAUAAUAACUAAAUCAGUCUUAUAACACUGCUCAUUAUUAUUAAAGUUUUUUGUAUGGAUAAACUAAACGGAGGCUCGGAUACUGCAAAUAACAUAUAAUAUACAAAUUUUUGACUAAAAAACAAAUGAAUGCUUGAAUUAAACAGUGUAAUAAGAUUGAUUUAGUCUUAGUUUAAUAUAAAUCAGUUUAGAUCUGCUCUCCUUUCCACAGUUCGUAUCAAGAUAUACAAAGUAUAUUUGAUAUCCAAAUUUUCUAUGUAAAUAUAGGCGUGUAUAUAUUUCGUAUGAGUGAAAAUGCAUUUAAUGUGUGCUCACAGUAAUCGGGUUCGAUUUCUGAGAGAUAAAGAAUAUAUAAUAUUUCUUUAUUUAGUUUAGGUUUUGGGCCUAUUGUUUUCUUAGUCGCAAAUAAAGUAUUGUUUGACCUAUUUUUAGUAUAGCGUCGGCCAUUUGAUGUAUGAUUAGAAUAGUUUGCCAAUUCCUCGCGUGUCUCGGUAUAAUUGCCCGCUCGAUAUCAAGGCGCAUUGUAUUUCUAAUGUCAAGUUUAAAAUAAGACUUUCCUUUUUUCCGCUGUUUUCAUGCAUUUCAAUACAUCACUUGCCUUUUAUAUGAGACAUAUAGCUCUUACAAAUCGACUGAGUUAACUAUAAUGACUAACACCGAGUAGAUUGUCGCAAUAUCGAAAGCUUUAUCGCUUUUCGUUGCGUCUGUACAAACUCUGUAAGUAACUGUAUAGAAAUUACGUAGAUUAGGGUCUUAGUGCCUUUCGUAUUUGGGCAAACAAUCCUGAUUCUUCAUUCGAGUAGAUCGAUCCUCUUUUAAAGUAUUUUCUUUAACUGUAGAUUGUAGCACGUCCUCACAUACUUAAGUAUAGUUGACAUUGCUAUCAUUACAUACUAUACCAAGUGUAUGGAAUACGUUGUUAUAUUUUCGUAAUCGUAUCGUCUUAUUUUGUGCCAAGGGUAUCAGAUGUUUUCCCUUUACCAAAGAGAAAUGACUAAUCUUGAAAUCACAGCUUUUU